Penicillium antarcticum is the source of this 1392-nucleotide messenger RNA. RefSeq lists its product as uncharacterized. The transcript has 2 exons. Lineage: Eukaryota; Fungi; Ascomycota; Eurotiomycetes; Eurotiales; Aspergillaceae. The coding region runs from base 1 to 1392 and encodes 463 amino acids. The record is from RefSeq and is a predicted model, not a curated record.
AUGGCUGAGUCCCCUCUCUUCCCUCCCUCGGAAUGUACUGGAUGUCCCUAUGAUGGGUACUAUGCCGCCUCCAAUGGCACCCAUCAGGAUCCUACUCAUAGCCCCAAUGAUGCCGCUCUGCCCGAGGACGUGAACGACUCCGAGUACAUUGACUUCAAUGGAGAACUUGGGCUGGUUCAGCAGCACACCCCCCGUGCUGAGGAGAAUGCUUUGGAUCUCGACCCUCAUCACGACCCAGUCACUGCUGACUCUAACCUCGGACCCUGGGUGACCCCCAACUCUUCCCGCAGCGGAUCUGUCGAUGACCGAGUCCACGAAGAUGGAAACCUAAUUGAUUCCAUCACCACAGGGCAGCCUUGGGUUGGCCCAUGGACAGGAUUAUCUAUGAACGAAAUCAACGAGAAUGUGCCUGAUGUUGUGACUGCUCCUUCGGGUUCUACCUCUGAUAAUGACGACGGUGCCCCUCGUCAGGAAUUGAACUCCGCUAUUGGCUCUGCUUCCCAGUUCCAGGUUUCUUCUCGUGCUCAUCCUCCGGCAGGUCACCGAUCUCAGAUUUUCCAUCACUCUGUCGCUCCGACCGACUUGCAGGUCGUCCCGCAGGCCAUUCAGCAUGCUCCUUUCCAAGGUGUCCGCCAGUCUACUACUCAGCCCAUCCAGAACUCUGCCCACUCUGCCCAGUUCGUCCGCCGGGGUAUCCCCAAGCCCGAGAUUCAGGUCUACCCUCAAGUUAUCGAGCAGGUUCCUUUCCAAGGUUUUCAGCACUCUUUUGUCCAGGGCGUGCACGAGAUUAUUCCUCCGUCUACUAUGCAGACUGAAUCUCAGCUCAUCCACCAGCCUAUCCCCGUCAGUGUUCCGCAAGGCCUGUCUGAGGGCCUCAUGCAAGUCAAGCGCCAGUACAUGUCGCCCGUCACCUCGGUCACCUCGCAUAAGACUGUCCACAGACCCGACUCGACGAACAACCCUCGUCCUGCCAAGCGCCAGGCCCGUGAGCCUCACACCAACUACAGCCCUCCUGUUACCCAGCUGGAGAAUGCUCGAGGCCUGAUUGCUCAGUUGGUUGCUGACAAAAAAGCGAUUCAACAGAAGCUGGACAAGUUCACUGUCAUCAACCCCAACACUGGCAAGGCCUACGUUGAGAACCUGAAGUCCGAGAACGCAGUCCUCCAGUUUGGAAAGCUGGCACUGGCUCAGGGCGAUGCAAACCACCAGACUCCUGUGGACAACAAUCAAGAGAAGUACCACGACCUCCUUUUGCAGUACAACGCCCUUAUUACUCACUGCCGGGCUUCUGAGGACCAGGCGCUUCUCUGGCGGCACCGUUACCUCGAGCUUUCUGCUAUUCUGUACCAGCCAAUUGAGAUUGACACCGAGAUGAGCAUGGACUUCCUGUGA